Messenger RNA from Rotaria sp. Silwood1, 738 nucleotides. Lineage: Eukaryota; Metazoa; Rotifera; Eurotatoria; Philodinida; Philodinidae. The record is from the annotation of a GenBank genome assembly.
AUGACUGAAAAUGAUUUUCGAAAUAAAACUGUAUGUGUAACAGGCGCUGGACGAGGUAUUGGUAACUCAUUGGCCUUACGACUUGCUCAACUUGGUGCUAAAGUAAUUGCUAUUAGUAAAACUGAUAAAAAUUUGAAUGAACUUGCUGCACAAAAUAACAAUAUUAUUCCAGUAUGUGUUGAUUUAAGUGAUUGGAAAGCAACAAAAGAAGCGAUUAAAUCACAUCUUCCAAUUCAAUUAUUAGUAAAUAAUGCUGCCAUCUCUAUUCUUGAUUCAUUUCUAGAAAUCAAACCAGACGAUUUCAAUACAGUAUUUAAUGUCAAUGUUCGUUCAAUUAUUUGUAUUAGUCAGGAAAUUGCACGUGAUUUAAUUGAACGUAAAUUACCAGGCUCAAUUGUUAAUGUAUCAAGUCUAGCAGCAGCAGCAGCAUUGAAAGAUCAUAGUAUUUAUUGUUCAUCAAAAGCUGCAGUUGAUAGUUUAACACGUGUUAUGGCAUUGGAAUUGGGUCCUCAUCAAAUUCGAGUUAAUAGUGUACAACCAACAGUUGUUUUAACAGAUAUGGGUCGAAUGGCUUGGUCUGAUGAAAAGAAGGCAGCAGGAAUGUUAUCGAGAAUUCCACUAAAUAGAUUUGCUGAAGUGGAAGAUGUUGUUGAGCCAAUUAUAUUUUUACUUUCGAAUAAAUCUCAAAUGAUUAAUGGCACUUGUUUACCUAUAGAUGGUGGAUAUUUGGCAACAUAA